Drosophila grimshawi is the source of this 1491-nucleotide messenger RNA. RefSeq names its product angio-associated migratory cell protein. Gene Ontology annotation, molecular function: protein binding. The transcript has 3 exons. The record is from RefSeq and is a predicted model, not a curated record. Lineage: Eukaryota; Metazoa; Arthropoda; Insecta; Diptera; Drosophilidae. Bases 127 to 1428 code for a protein of 433 amino acids.
CUAACAGAAACAGCUGUUCGAGCCGACACGUGCGUGUCUGUGCAUGCUGAUUCGUGCCUCAUGCAUUGUGAAAACAUAUUAAAAGUAAAACGCAUAUAAACGAAAAGUAAAAGAAAUCAACACAUUAUGCGACAAAAUACACCUCCGCAUCGACCGGACUUCGACUAUGCCGACGACGAAUCCCUCGAGGAAAUCGAUCUGGAUGGCGAAGCGCCGCUUGACGAUGAUGAUGAUGACAACGAUGAGCUGGAAAUGGAGGAAGUAACUUUGGAGCAGCUCGAAGCACGCCUGGGACUGCACAACAAUCCGGAGAAUGUCAUGGACGAUGACGACGGCGAGGAGGAGGAGAAUCGCGAACGCAUUGCGGCCAUUCGAGAUGAUGCAGUGCUCACAUUUCGCAAGCACACAGGGCCAGUCUUUGGCGCUCAUCUGCAUCCAAAGUUAAACUGGGCGGUGACCGGCGGUGAGGAUGAUGCUGCCUACGUGUGGGACACGGAGAAUGGCGAGGUGCUCUUCGAAAUAACCGAACACAAGGAUACCGUAACUGAAACACACUUCAGCCAUGAUGGCAACUAUUUGGUCACCGCCGAUAUAUCUGGCGAACUGUUCGUCUUCAAGGUAAACGAACAGCAGAGUGAGCGACCCCUUUUCCGAAAGGUCUGGGAAUACUCUAUGUUCGAUAUGGCCUGGCUGUUCUGGCAUCGGGGCGCCAACGUUCUUCUCGCUGGCGGCGACAGUGGCGAGGUAUACGUCUGGCGCAUUCCCAGCGGCGAAUGCAAAAUAUUACCAGGUCAUUCGGCACGCUGUGAAGCUGGGGAGCUGAGCAGCGAUGGCAAGAAACUGCUCACCGCCUACAUGAACGGGGUGGUGAAGUUGUGGGAUCUAAAGACAUGCCAAGUGCUAAUGGAGGUGAACGAGCAGCAUCCGUUGAGCUUUGAUGAAGUCACGCAUGUUGUCGUCGCCUGCGAGCCAGAUUCGCCCUUCUACGUCUGCGCCGAAGGUGGCGGCAAACUGCUUUUCUGCACGAACAAUGGACCCGUGAAUGUUGUCCAAUCCGAGCAUGGCAUCGAAUGCGUUGCCUUUGCGCCUGCCACAGCUGAGCUCAAAUUGUUGGCUUGUGGCUCGCUGGACGGACAGAUAUCGAUAUGGGACUAUUCCAAGUAUGCGCUGCGCACUGUCUGCGAAAGCCCCGUGCCAAAUGAUGGCGUCCUUUGUCUCAAGUGGUUGAACGAUUGCACUUUGCUGGCGGCGACCGCUCAGGGAAAUCUGAAUGCAUUCGAUGCACGAACCGGUGCUUUAAAAUUCACACUCACUGGACACUUGUACCACAUAUAUGAGUAUUCAUAUAAGCCUCAGGAGAAUUUAUUGUUGGCCGUGUCGGAGGAUACCACGGCGAAAAUAUUUAAAAUUCCCCCACUGGGUGAAUAGAUAGAAUUAAUUUUUGAAUAGGAUAUUGUAAAAGAAUAUGUAUUAAAUAUAUAUUUAAAAAUA